AGCGGAAUCAUGGAUGUAUGAGCGGACUACACGUCAGUUCGAACGAGUAGUAACCAGGAAGUGGCUAGUAAGCUAGCAACGGAUAAUGAGCAGCUGAAACUCUAGUAUUUUGACAGCUUCAGAAGGGCAGGAUGGGAAGGCAGAGGAAGAGGGUGGUGACUGGUGAAGCUGCUCCCCUUCCGAGGAAAGAUGAGAAGCCCCCUGCAUUUCACCGUAAAGAGAAGAAAAAGAAAGUUGAUAUUGGCAAAGUCUUCAUCAACAUCUCCAUUGGACUUUGCAUAUUCAGCCUGAUAUGGUUCUUUUACGCCCUCUACAUGCGGUCCAGCCUGGCCAAACGGGUGGCGACCCUACACCCAUCACCUCCUGUCCUGGAUGCCAAUUGCAGCAGUGCCAAGGUCUCUCCAGAGAGGUUCUGGGGCUCUUACAGGCCUCAGGUCUACUUUGGCAUGAAAACCAGGAGUCCCAGGUCAAUUGUGACAGGUAUGAUGUGGAUGCGGCAGUUUUCCGACACCGAUGUAAACCUGAGGCACACUUGUGAGCAAGGGGAUGGUUUGCAAGGCUAUGGCUGGAUGAUGCAUGACGGGCUCACCUUUGGUGUCCAGGAAAUCCUAGAUAACGAUAUCACACUAACUACGGAGUUUGUCAAGAAGAUGGGAGGGGGUCACGGAGGAGACUGGACCUGGAGGAUCACUGCCAAACAGCAAAGCUCGGCCCCUCAAGCGCCUGUCAUCUCUCUGAUGUUUUACGCAGCAGCAGACACCCAGGGCUCACUGGAGGCUCACGUUGAGGAUAGAAACCGCCUCGCAUCUAUCACUGGUUUCUCAGAGGAGCUUGGAAACUUUAAGAUCACCUUCCGAAAACCAGUUACCGGGGAAUUAUCCAGUGCCAAAUAUGCAAGCUACAACUAUCUUCAAACUGUUUCUCCUGGCUUGGAGAAGCUGACUGACAUUGUGAAGCAAAGUCUGAACCGCAGGUUUGUCUACAGCCCUCCUUCUGGUGAGAAGAGGCAUUACAUAGCUAUAGACACCUACAAGCCCCCCCACCACCAAAACCAACAGAAACCCGCUGACACAAGGAAAGAGAUUGACUUUGUCGUUCACCAGGUGACCGUCCAGACGCCAUUCCAGAUCGAAGUUCUGUUUGAGUCUGGGAGCUUCCAUAGCCGUCCCAACCAACUAGUGGGCUCAAUCAUGACUCAGGAGCUGGAAAAGAGGAAAGCUGAGUUUGACUCUAAGUUUGAGAAGACCUUUGGGCUUGAGAGCAAAGGUUUUAGCCAGGCACACAUUAAGUUUGCCAAAGCGGCACUCAGCAACAUGUUGGGUGGAAUGGGCUACUUUUAUGGCCAGUCAGUGGUACAGUCGGUCUACAAUGAAUACCCGCUCCUGUACCCUGAAGGCGCUUUAUUCACUGCUGUACCAUCACGGUCUUUCUUUCCUAGAGGAUUCCUUUGGGAUGAGGGCUUUCACCAGCUGCUGCUGAGCAAAUGGGAUCCCCAGGUGACAAGGGAGGCUAUUGCCCACUGGAUAGACCUGAUGAAUAUGGAGGGCUGGAUUCCCCGUGAGCAGAUCCUGGGAGACGAGGCUCGCAGUAAAGUCCCAGCUGAGUUUGUAGUACAGCGUAACGAGAAUGCCAACCCACCUACUCUUUUCUUAGCUCUUCAGGAACUUAUUGAACAGCUCUCUUCAAAUCCAGAGAAGGCAGCAUCUCAACCGACCUUGCCUUUCCUCCGGCGGCUCUUCCCCAGACUGAAAACCUGGUUUGAAUGGUACAACACCACCCAGACAGGGCCCCUACCAAAUUCUUAUCGUUGGCGUGGACGUGACAAGGACACUAAUCUUUUCCUCAAUCCCAAGACCUUGACUUCUGGGCUGGAUGACUACCCUCGGGCCUCACACCCAUCAGCUGAUGAGCGCCAUGUGGAUUUACACUGCUGGAUGGCCUUGUCCUCAGGCAUCAUGGCAAGUAUAGCCCGCCUUCUAGGGGAGCCGCAUCAGGACUAUGAACUCUCCCACCAGGUGCUCAGUGACAACAACCUGCUAAAUGAGCUCCACUGGUCAGAUCAACUUCAUGCUUUUAGUGACUACGGCAACCACACCCAGGCAGUGUCCUUGCAGCAGGAGAAGGUGUAUGUGCCUCCCGGACAACCUCGUCAUCAGUUCCCUGUGGCACGCCUUGUGCGCUCAGUCCGCCGGGCCCCCAAGCUGCAGUAUGUUAAUGCUUUGGGUUAUGUUAGCUUGUUCCCUUUCUUACUGCACAUUCUUACAGCUGAUUCACCUAAACUAGAACAUAUCUUCAGUGACAUGAGAGACUCAAAUAAGCUGUGGACACCCUAUGGCCUACGUUCAAUCUCUAAGGCUGAUCCACUGUAUAUGAAGCGGAACACAGAACACGAUGCCCCCUACUGGAGGGGACCAAUAUGGAUUAACAUCAACUACUUGGCAGUCAGAGCCCUGCACCACUACAGCAACAUAGAAGGGCCAUACCAAGAGAAGGCAGCUGCUCUUUAUAAGGAACUCAGGACUAACCUCAUCAAUAAUGUUUAUAGACAGUAUGUUGAAACAGGGUAUAUCUGGGAACAGUACAAUGACAGCACUGGCAGGGGCCAAGGAAGCCAUCCCUUUACCGGCUGGUCAUCCUUGACCGUAUUAAUGAUGGCUGAACAGUACUGAUUCUAUAGAUUUCAUCGUUUUCUAAGAUAUUGGCCUUCAUUUAUCUGGAUGUGAUUGAAACAACAACAUGAUCAGGUGUUAAGAUAUAUUAAUAGGUCUUGUCUGGUUGAUUAAACUCAACAAACGGUAAUUACAAGAUCCAGCUGAAAAAUAGGCAUUCAUGAUCACAUUUCCACAUUUAACCUUGAAUUAAAAUACUAGGUUUCACACAAGUAUUCUUGGAAGGGCGAUUUCAAACAAGUGUAAGUGCAGCUACCCUGUCUUUGCUGUAUGUAAAGCCAUUAGUCUAGUCCUUCAGUUAAUAAUUAAGAUGCAUUUAGGAAACACUUGAUGAACUCAUUUCCUACAUGCAACUUCAUUGCGUCACACUGCAACGUUUUUAUAACGAAAAUCAAGACAGGAUUACUUUAUUUUUCGUUAAUAUGUAGAAAACCGCUUGUUCAUCUCUCUGAGGGAUUGUUCAUGCUUACACACUAUUUGUAUGAUGCUGUAAAGGAACAACUCUUAUCAGAUUUGUCACAAGUCUCUAUCUGGGAAAACAUGCGAGGGCCAUUAUUCUUUAUUGUGCCAUUUGUCUUUAAUCAUAAAGUAUGUCCUAAAUUCUCUGUCUUAA
Molecule: messenger RNA, 3282 nt
Organism: Perca flavescens (yellow perch)
Lineage: Eukaryota; Metazoa; Chordata; Actinopteri; Perciformes; Percidae
Gene: mogs
Product: mannosyl-oligosaccharide glucosidase
Exons: 5
Coding region: 132-2669 (845 amino acids)
Biological process (GO): oligosaccharide metabolic process; protein N-linked glycosylation
Cellular component (GO): endoplasmic reticulum membrane
Molecular function (GO): Glc3Man9GlcNAc2 oligosaccharide glucosidase activity
Source: RefSeq, a predicted model, not a curated record